Messenger RNA from Arctia plantaginis, 1200 nucleotides. The record is from the annotation of a GenBank genome assembly. Lineage: Eukaryota; Metazoa; Arthropoda; Insecta; Lepidoptera; Erebidae.
AUGAACAAGGAGCGUAUGGUGCAAAUUACUCGGCAAAAGGUUGGCGGCCUUGGGCUCAGCAUCAAAGGCGGGUCGGAGCAUAAACUGCCCAUUCUUAUCUCUAAGAUAUACAAAGAUCAGGCGGCUGACCAGACGGGACAGCUGUUUGUCGGUGACGCAGUUAUUAAAGUAAACGGCGAGUACAUAACAGCGUGCAAGCACGACGACGCGGUGAAUAUUCUACGCAACGCCGGGGACAUCGUCGUGCUCACUGUCAAACACUACCGGGCUGCCACACCCUUCUUACAAAAACAAGCGGACGGUGCGUCGGACACGGAUAGCAGUACGGGCGACGACCACCCAUCGCUACACAACAAGCCUGUCGACGCCAACUGCAAUGAAAAGACUUCAGAACAAAUCAACGGAGGGUGGCAAAGUGCGUGGACGGAAGGCGAUGAGAACAGUCGCCCUGGGUCUGCGGCGGGAUCGGCCCGAGGCUCGCGACCUCCUUCGGUGGCGUCGGACCGAACCGUCGACCAGCCCCGGGAAUGGCGGGACGUUAUAUCUGUGCCGUUGAUGAUGGGGUAUGUCACUAGAUAUGUGUUCGGCACGGACAAGUUGCGACCUGGCGCGUUCGAGGUGCGCGGUGCGCGGCCGCAGCUCACGACGGGCGUCAUCCACGCCGAGGACCCCGCCGCGCUCUCGCUGUGGCUCAAGAGCAUCUCCGACAACAUCGUGGGGCUCACAAACCUGCAGAUGAAGCUGUUCAACCGUCAUCUGAUGGUCGGUGAGCGUAUAGAGUACAUGGGGUGGGUGCACGAAGGCGUGGUCCAGUCGCAGCAGCCCUGGCAGACGUAUCGACCCAAGUUCCUCGUACUCAAGGGCACCGAUGUCAUGUUGUUCGAUGUACCACCGAUGAAGAUCGGCGAUCUGGCCACGUGCCCCGAGACGCUGAAGGUGUACCAGACGAUGUUCCGCACGGUGAAGGAGAGCGAGACGGUGGACUGGCGCCAGCACUGCUUCCUCGUGCAGCCGAGCGCGGCCGGGCCGGGGGGCGCGGCGGCGCCGGCCCCGCGCUACUUCAGCGCGGAGACGCGCCAGGACCUGCUGCGCCUCGACGCCGCCUGGACCGCCAACAUCGUCAACUCCGUCAUCCGCCUCGGGUGUGUAUGGGAUUACCGAAGACCUAACCCUGUUAAGGCCGAAAGGCAUAAACACUGA